Messenger RNA from Osmerus eperlanus (European smelt), 2134 nucleotides. It is a transcript of the gene lamtor1, whose product is annotated as late endosomal/lysosomal adaptor, MAPK and MTOR activator 1. Gene Ontology annotation, molecular function: molecular adaptor activity; guanyl-nucleotide exchange factor activity. Gene Ontology annotation, cellular component: late endosome membrane; Ragulator complex; lysosome. The record is from RefSeq and is a predicted model, not a curated record. NCBI's taxonomy places the organism in Eukaryota, Metazoa, Chordata, Actinopteri, Osmeriformes, Osmeridae. Gene Ontology annotation, biological process: endosomal transport; lysosome organization; regulation of receptor recycling. The coding region runs from base 239 to 721 and encodes 160 amino acids. The transcript has 5 exons.
AAGUCAAGUUGUGUUAUUGCUCAGCUCCAGUGUGCCCGUCAUGUGAUAGUUGUACAAGGAGUAGCUGACAGUAGCAAUCAAGCUACCAGAAGAAACCAAACCAAGGAAAGAAGUUGGAUUUUGAUCCACAAGGGCCGAUAAGUGGUCGGUUUCUCUUUUAAACCGUUUUUUUGCGAAGAGAAGCUGGAGAUAGGGGUCGCAUAGUUUGGCACAACGCCGAACGCCCUGAGAGGACGACAUGGGUUGCUGUUACAGCAGCGAGAACGAGACCACAGAGCAGGAUCCGGAUGAGCGUAAGCCGUUGAUUCCACACCCGAACCCUGACAGCAAGCCCCUCAAUGGCACAGAAUGGAACCCUGCCAGUGUUCCGUCAGCACGAACAGACGAACAGGCACUCCUGACUUCCAUCCUUCACAAGACAGCUCUAAACAUCAUUGAUGUGUCGGCUGCAGACUCCCAAGGCAUGGAGCAACAUGAGUAUAUGGAUAAAGCGCGGCAAUACAGUACAAAGCUGGCUGUGUUCAACAGUAGUCUCUCUCAGAAGAAGCCCCAGCUACUCCCGUCCCUCACCAGCCAGCCCCACCAAGUGCUCGCUAGUGAUCUAGUGCCAUACUCAGAUGUGGAACAGGUGUCCAAGAUUGCAGCAUAUGCUUUCAGUGCAAUCUCUCAAAUCAAGGUUGACGCGAAAGAAGAUCUUGUGGUUCAGUUUGCUAUCCCCUGAAUCUGUGACACGGCCUCGACAUGGCGCCCCGCUUCCACUCUCGCUUUGUCGCCUCUUCGCAUCCCCAGGUCCAUCAUGCAUACAUACACCUCAACCCCUGUGCUACUUGGUAAUGUUACUAACAGCUACAGCUCAGGACAAAACUGAUAAUGGUCAAGUCUCAAAUGAUACCCUAUACAUACACAUAUAGCUGAACCAAGACUGCGGUCACCAUGGUGUGAUGAGCGAUGAGAACCAUGAACCCCCCUCUGAGAAAGAACCCCCCCUCACACACACAUUUAGAAUCACCUCUGGAAAACCAUAAUUUUUUCAUGUUUAAGACUUGUCCAGAUAUUUUACAAUUUUUUCCAAUCAUAGUAAAAAAACAACAACAAAAACACAGUAUUUUUACGUUUUUGUUUUGAGAAAUGAGCUGCCAGGCGUUACCUAAUUGAUUUGCACGAUAGCUGGCAUGGUCUGUUGUGUACUUACUGAUGUGUAGGUAGACAGGGAUUCUUUGCUCUUCUCCAGAGGGCACUUGCCACCAUAAUGGAAGAUUUGCAUCCAGACCUAGCAUACAUUAUUCUAAUUCAUCCAGAACAGACACGCAUAUAAAGAGCGCAGUUACAUUCAGUGUGUGUGUGUGUGUGUGGGGGGGCGUUAGGUUAAAUGCCUGAGUUUACGAGGAGAAAUUCUUUCUUUUUGCAGUUCCAUAGCUCAAAUAAAUGUACUAGCUGGCGGUUCUUCAAUUUGUAUCUUUAACAGAUUCAUUAAGGAAGGGGGCAGGAUACGGAUGAGGGGCUUGUAAAUGUAUGUCAAUGCCUUUGUACAUAAUUGUGUGAUUCCCUCAGAAGCAGGAAAUAGAUUGUAUGAAGCUCCCCUUAGUUGAGAGUUGGUUGGUCAGAAUGGGCUGAGGCAUCACUGGGGUUGUGCAAGUAGCCAAGCAGUUUUUCCAGUCACUAAAACACCUCAAACACAAAGGUGGAAGACUUUUAAUUUAAAAAAUCAACAGAUUGUAAUAAGUAAUCUUUUAUUUGUUGGUGUGAAAGCAGUAACUAAUGGCCAUAACAGCAGUUUGAGAGAUCAACAUUAAUAUGAUUAUCCCUCUGCAGGGUAAAGGAGCUCUUGUGAUUAUUUAUUUCUGUUUUAAGUGUAUUUAUCCUCUUUGUGGGGAGGGUACAAGUGUGUGUGGUGAGAGACUUGCCUCUUUGAGGUCUUUAAAGGGAUGAUCUGCUAGGCUGUGAUUUUUUUUUUUUUAUAUUAAUUUGGGCUUUUUGCUGUGUGCUCAUAGUUUUUUGUUUUGUUCUGUUACUUCAAACAUUUACUACUACCUGGAUUACUUUGUACAUUUUUAGGCUAGUACCAAAAAGUUUCAACAUGUGUUAAUCCAUUUUCCCAAUUUAUUGAUUAAUGCAUUAAAGACUUUCAACAAUA